Molecule: messenger RNA, 3440 nt
Organism: Pieris rapae (cabbage white)
Lineage: Eukaryota; Metazoa; Arthropoda; Insecta; Lepidoptera; Pieridae
Gene: Synd
Product: protein kinase C and casein kinase substrate in neurons protein 1
Exons: 11
Coding region: 394-1851 (485 amino acids)
Biological process (GO): regulation of endocytosis; cytoskeleton organization; plasma membrane tubulation
Cellular component (GO): plasma membrane; cytoplasm; endosome
Molecular function (GO): phospholipid binding; protein binding
Source: RefSeq, a predicted model, not a curated record
AAUGGCAACAUCUUCAGUUAUGGCCGUCAGUCAGUUGGUAAAGAAGUUUGUGGUUGUUGCUUAAGCUUCACAAAAAAUAUAAGUUUCUUUAAUUUCGUGGUAUAGUGUUAAAUGACAAAUUGAAAACAAUUUUCGUGCAUUGGUGAAUGGAAGUUGACUAGAUAUAUCACAAUAAUUUUCGUGGAAUGUUUUUGUGCCGUCAACAGUAAUAGGAUCAGAGUAGUGAUCGCAGUUUAAUAUUGGAUUAUAGUUGCUGUUUACACAUUUAUACAUUGCUGAAAUUGUGCUCAGUGUAAAGUAUAGAUGAGACGCCGGUAGAGUCCGGUAUUCGGCGAGUAACGCCACGCUGCUCUUAUUGUAUAUUUAGGGGCGGUGUGUGAGUGUCGCACCGCCAUGUCGCACCACAGCGACGAACAAGCGCUGCUGUCAGUCACCUCAGACUCCUUCUGGGAGCCUGGUAACUACAAACGGACCACCAAGCGAGUGGAUGAUGGACACCGGCUCUGCAGUGAACUGCAAGGCCUGGUGCAGGAGCGAGCUGAGAUAGAGAAGACAUACGCCAAGAGCCUUCGAGGCUGGGCGAAGAAAUGGAAUGACCUGAUUGAAAAAGGGCCGGAGUAUGGCACGAUGGAGGCUGCCUGGAAGGGUGGUAUGGUGGAAGCCGAACGGCUGUCAGACCUCCACCUCAGCGUGAGGGACCGGCUCGUCAACGAUGUCAUGGCACAGAUCAAGAACUGGCAAAAGGAUACGUAUCACAAGUCAAUGAUUCAGCUUAAAGAACGGAAAGAAAUGGACGAAGCGUUCAAAAAAGCACAGAAGCCCUGGGCGAAAUUCUUGCAAAAGGUAGAGAGGGCGCGGAUGGAGUACCACACGGCGUGCAAACAGGAGAGAACAGCGCAGAACCAAGAGAGAAACGCUAGUGGCGACAGCUCUUUGAGUCCUGACCAAAUUAAGAAGAUGGCGGAACGUGUGACAAAAUGCCGUGAUGACGUAGCGAAAAAUCGUGACAAGUACCAGGCUGCAUUGGCUGAGAUUACGGCCUACAAUCCCCGCUACAUUGAAGAUAUGACAGGCGUCUUUGAACGCUGUCAGCAGAUGGAGGCCCAGCGACUUGUAUUCUUCAAGGAUGUGUUGUUUAGCUUCCAUAAAUGUUUGAAUAUUAGCCAGGAACCCAUAUUACCACAAAUAUACGAAGAAUUCCACCAUACGAUCAACAAUGCUGACCACCAAAAGGACCUCAAAUGGUGGGCGAACAACCAUGGCAUCAAUAUGGCCAUGGCGUGGCCACAGUUCGAGGAAUACACGGAGGAGUUCCGGGACAUCGCCAAGGGCAAGUCGAAGGAGAGCCUGCCCACCGGACCGAUCACCUUACUCAACCAGCGCCCUGUCAGCGAAGACGAACUCCCGCCAAUCACAAACAACAAAGUGAAGGCAAAUCACACGGAGCCUGUAGUACAAGUGAAUAACGCGCCGUCACAGAACAGCACAGCCAACAAUACCAUAGACAAGAAAUCUAUCAGUGCACCGAUCGCUGUCACGAACGGUACAGCAUCAGCACCAAAAUCCAACAAGGCAUCGCCCGUGAAGGAACCAAGCCGGCAAGAUAAUCCAUUCGAAGAAGAAGAGUGGGAGGAAGAGUCUGGAGGUCCGUUGACGGAUACGGGUGAACCGGGUGUGCCCGUGCGAGCUUUGUAUGACUACACUGGCGCUGAAAGUGACGAACUUAGCUUCCGGCAAGGUGACUUAUUCGAGAAACUAGAAGACGAAGAUGAGCAGGGAUGGUGCAAGGGGCGAAAGGAUGGCCGAGUGGGGCUCUACCCCGCCAACUACGUGGAGCCAGUGGGGCAUUAACGCCCUAUUGCCCCUUACCCUAACUGCGCAACAAACACUCGUGAAAGUGCCGCGAAUUAUUUAACACCACAUUAAAUCCUGAAGCAGGUCAUUUUAAUAUAUUUAAGUUGAAUAAAUUGUUUAAAAUAGACUUAAAGAAAUAUUAAUUAUUAAACAGUUGGGUAGUACGAUUGUAUUAUAUUUUUAUUAGAGAAGUUAAAUGUCGUGGCAUUUUCGCGAGAGUAAAUUUGGACGUAUUGUGACGUCACCCGACUUUGUAAAAUGACGUAACCGACUCUUUGUAUUGUGUAUUAAAGUUUAUUUACUAUUCAAUACUUAUCGAAGCGUUGUAAAUUAGUAAAUUAUAUUUAAAAUCGAUUAGCGGAAAUAGCAAAGGUAUUUGUUGCGUUGUGUUAUAAUUGACGACUAGACAUUUAAAUAGCAGACGAGUGUUGAAUUACAUUCAAAGUCUCCUACGCCUUAACGAUUCAAUCAAAUAUCUUGUUUGACAAAUUAAUAAGAUGGUCAAAAAUAAAUAUAAUAGAAAUUUUUAGAAAAGCAUCUACAAUUCAUUAGGGGCUGUCCUUUAGUCACGUGAGGUUCGAAAGGGGGGGGGUGGGGUUCGGGGUGUAGUCUUAAACCUCACUUUUAUCAUGGGGAGGGACGGGUUAAAAAAUGUUAUAAAAACAUCACGUGAUUAAUGGGUAGCCCCUUAGUUAUUGAUGUAAACUCAAAUCGAGUUUCUAAUAAACUUUAAUAGCUGACUACGCGUAAGCAAGCAAUAUAAAUAAAUGUAAAAAUGUUGUCAAUAAACUGAAUUUAAAAAAGGGGCAAGUAGGGCUCUAUCAGGCCACGUAAAGCCAGUGGGGCAUUAAAGCCCCUUAUUGCAUAUACUUAACGUAUUCUAUAUAUUAUUUAGCCUUUUCACUAAAGGCGUAUGAGAUUUUGAUUUUAUUUUAAAAUUCAAUUGAAUAUUAGAGUUGGGUGUAGAAUCAAUGCAAGACUUUUUUAAGUUAUAAAUGGCUCUAAAUUGGCUUAACGAGUGAUAUACGCGUGUGUUUUGACGUCGUUUUGAGCGCGUUUUUUUAAAGCUUUUAACGUGCACCUGAACGUUUUUUACUCUUGAAUUUUAUACGGAGUUGGAACGGCCAAGGGUAUUUUUCGAGGUUAUGUACACGGAAACCAAAAAUUUGAAAUUGUAGAGCGGGUGAAGGGUUUGAUGGCCUCUCGGCGCUUCGGUUUAGAGAAAUGAUCGGUUCGACCGACGACUUGAAGCCAAAAAUGUACGCUAACGCAUAGUUCUGUACAUGUCUCGUAGUGUAUUUAUUUCCUGUAUAUAAAAGUAUUUACGAAGCGAAGGGAGCCCUUAGAUGUAAUGUAUUAAUGUUUUCCUUUUGUUUUAUACCUCGUUUUAUUGUUGUAUCGUAAAGUAGCAACGAGUCACUAGUUGAGGCCGCGUAUUCUUGACUUGACGCGCCGUAGUUUUAUUGUUUGUUAUAGGUUCAGAGACCACUGAGAAAUUCAUUGUAUAUUAUUAUCAGAGAGGGUGGCUACGGACCACAUAUGUUAAUAUAUUAUUAAUAUUGGUAAAAUAAAUUGUUACAAUAUGA